AUGACAAACGAAAUUGGUGAAAAUUUCAUGUUCUAUGACACUGUAAAAGAGAUAUGGGAUGCAGUGAAGGAAACAUACUCAAAUGUUGACAAUACAUUUGUCAUAUUUGAGAUUAAAAGCAUUCUUCAUGACCUUCGACAGGGAGAAUCUUUUGUUACUGAGUAUUUUAAUAUACUUAACAAACACUGGCAGCAACUCGACAUAUAUGAAGAGGUUACAUGGUGUUGUAUAGAAGAUCAAAAGAAAUAUAAGGAGUUGGUGGAAAAAGAUAGGAUUUACAAGUUCCUAUUAGGGCUAAACAAGGACCUAGAUGAAGUUCGUGGAAGGAUCCUUGGAACCAAACCACUUCUCAAAAUUCGAGAAGCCUUUUCAGAAGUGAGAAGGGAAGAAAGCAGGAAGAAAAUCAUGUUGGGAACACCUAGCUCAGUUCCGUACAGCGAGAGCUCUGCAAUGGCAGCAAGAGGGAAUCAACCUCGGCCACCACAAAAGAAAACCCGCCCCUGGUGUGAACACUGCAAGAGACCAGGCCACACAAAGGAAACAUGUUGGAUCAUACAUGGAAAACCUUCAGAGACCAAAUUUUUCAAAGGUAAGGAGGGAAGAGGUAACACAACAUUUAACAAUCAAGAAGAUGAGGUAUACUCUAACUCAUCUCUUUUUAGCAAAGAACAAAUGGAGGCUCUUCAAAAACUCCUUCAGCAAACCAUGUUAACUGCAUAA
This is a messenger RNA of Lathyrus oleraceus (garden pea), 720 nucleotides long. RefSeq lists its product as uncharacterized. The coding region runs from base 1 to 720 and encodes 239 amino acids. The record is from RefSeq and is a predicted model, not a curated record. The transcript has a single exon. NCBI's taxonomy places the organism in Eukaryota, Viridiplantae, Streptophyta, Magnoliopsida, Fabales, Fabaceae.